AUGCAAAAUAUUAAUAGACAGAGAAUCACAGCUGAAGCUGGACAGGACUCAGUCACUCUGCCAUGUGGAGCUGGAAAGGAGAAAGAGAUAACCGCCUUAGAGUGGAGCAGACCUGAUCUGGAUCCAGAUGUUGUUUUUUUGUACAUAGAUGGUCACUUUCAUCCAGACCGCCUGCAUCCAUCCUUCAGGAACCGGGUGGAUCUGCUGAACAGACGGAUGAAGGAUGGAGACGCGUCUCUGGUUCUGAAGGAUUUGAAGAUAAAUGAUACAGGAACAUAUGAGUGUGAAGUCAUUCAGGGAGGAGGAGGCCAGAAGAUGAUCACCACCAUCCAUCUUGUGGUUUCUUCUCCUCCAGCUCACACCUGCUUCUCUCCUGCAGGGACCCGGGAGGGAGGAGGCAACCAGGCAAGAGGAGACAAGGAGGGAGGAUCUCUGGGUCUGACCCUGCUGGUUUUUCUCGGUGACUGUGUUCCUGCCUCAAAGAGCUCUCUGCUGAGCCCUUCUGGACAUCUGGAGGCCUCUGCUGCUCAUCCUCUGUCCAGGAGAAGCUCCACCCUCUCUGCCUGGACUUUUCCCUCCACCCGCACGGGGGCAGCUGACUCCUGGACUUUGGGGGGAAGUAAACAGCCCGUCUCCGUGGCGACGGCCCCGCCCCUCCAGGCUGAGCCGGGAUUGGACGAUGACUACGAUGACGUCACCACAGAGCAUCACUUCUGA
Messenger RNA from Menidia menidia (Atlantic silverside), 717 nucleotides. The record is from the annotation of a GenBank genome assembly. Lineage: Eukaryota; Metazoa; Chordata; Actinopteri; Atheriniformes; Atherinopsidae.